Molecule: messenger RNA, 2118 nt
Organism: Wyeomyia smithii (pitcher-plant mosquito)
Lineage: Eukaryota; Metazoa; Arthropoda; Insecta; Diptera; Culicidae
Gene: Got1
Product: aspartate aminotransferase, cytoplasmic
Exons: 4
Coding region: 312-1544 (410 amino acids)
Biological process (GO): L-aspartate biosynthetic process
Cellular component (GO): cytosol
Molecular function (GO): pyridoxal phosphate binding; L-aspartate:2-oxoglutarate transaminase activity
Source: RefSeq, a predicted model, not a curated record
CAAUCAUAUUUAUUUCAUUGUUUGUUAUCAUCUCGGCAGAAUCGCAUCGCACUAAACGCUCAUCGUUUGUUUUUUGUCUCGGUACUUGUAUUUGUCACGGUUGUCACUAGUGCGACGAAAUUAUCAUAUAGGAGAGCGUCUCACCUUUCAUAUUUUCAUUUUUGCCGGCCGCACGUAACAAACACGCAAGUGAACUCGCAACUUUCACAGGUUCAUCAGUCCCCCGAAGCGAAAGGAGAAGAUAAGUUGAUUAUACAAUCGGCAGUUCAGGCCAUUUUGUGCUCCAGUGUUACGAAUCCAAUACCGCUGGAAUGAGUCUAUUCGCCGGAGUCGAAGUUGGACCUCCCGUCGAGGUUUUUGCCCUAAACCAAGCUUGCGUGAAAGAUUCCAAUCCGAACAAGGUCAAUCUUGGAGUUGGAGCCUACCGCACCAAUGAGGGCAAACCAUGGAUCCUUCCGGUAGUGAAGAAAGCAGAAGCGGCCAUCGUGGCCGACGGCAGCUUGAACCACGAGUACCUGCCGGUGCUUGGUACGGAUGGUGUAACGAACGCUGCCAGCACUCUGCUGCUGGGAGAGGACUCCGACGCUAUCCAGAGUAAACGAGCCUUUGGGGUGCAAACUUUGUCCGGAACGGGUGCCUUGCGAGUGGGUGCCGAAUUCUUGGCGCGCAUUCUGAAGCGAACCACUUUCUACUAUUCGUCGCCUACGUGGGAAAAUCAUCACAAGGUGUUUGUGUAUGCCGGCUUCACGGAACCACGAACCUAUCGCUACUGGGAUCAGGAACGGUGUGGAAUCGACUUCGAAGGGAUGAUUGCCGAUUUGAAGGCUGCACCGAAAGGAUCUGUCAUCAUUCUCCAUGCGUGUGCUCAUAACCCCACCGGUAUCGAUCCGUCACAGGAACAAUGGAAGCAGAUCGCUGAUGUUUGCGAGCAGAAGAAACUGUUCCCGUUCUUUGAUUCGGCCUACCAGGGUUUCGCCAGCGGCGAUCCGAACAAGGACGCGUUCGCAGUGCGAUAUUUUGUUGAACGGGGCUUCGAGUUGCUUUGCGCGCAAAGCUUUGCCAAAAACUUUGGAUUGUACAACGAACGCAUUGGAAAUCUAACAGUCGUCCAGAAGAGCUCGGCAACCAGCGCUGCAGUAGCGUCACAAAUUACGCUACUGAUUCGUGGAAUGUACUCUAACCCACCGGCUUUUGGAAGCAGAAUCGUCAGCCUGGUGCUGAACGAUGCUUCACUGCGUGCUGAAUGGAUGGAGUGCAUCAAAACAAUGAGCUCACGCAUUAUCGCCAUGCGGAAGGCAUUGUACGAUGAGUUAGUCGCGCUGAAAACGCCUGGAACUUGGGAGCACAUUACCAAUCAGAUUGGAAUGUUCUCCUAUACGGGUCUAAAUGAAAAACAAGUGGAAAUCUUAAUUAAAGAGUACAGCAUCUACCUUUUGAAGACCGGUCGAAUCAGCAUGUGCGGCCUGAACGAAAACAAUGUCAAAUACGUCGCUAAAGCGAUUCAUGAUGCGGUCACUCGGCCUAGUAAUGCUUCUAAAAUUUAAAUUGUCGUGAUCAACUCGUUCCUGUGUAAUGAUAUAUUCUUGGUUUCCUUCUAACGUAUGAGCAUUUUGAGGCGUUUAACGCGUGUACUAGAUGGCAAAGCUUUACUAUGUUUCCAAAUCAAAUCAAGCGUAGUUUUAGUGUAAAAGAAACAAAGUCUUCUCCACUGUUGUAUAGUAUAUAGAUGUAGCUUAUCACUUAGACAGAACAUCAGACCAAUAUUACCGAGAACAAAACCGGAUUUGAAGUGAAAUACAGUGUACAAAUUUUUCAAAACAAUAGCAUUUUCGUAGGGACUAACUUUGCUAGCCGUAAUUUUGUUAACAACGAUACUAAACCAACAUCUUUUAUCGGGCAACAAUGGUUCUUAUUCCAGUUAUACACACGCAUUAAGAAUACAUUUGAAAGCAUUAACUAAAACAGCAAUUCAGCAUAACAGUAACAGAAGCCGAUCGUCUCAAUACAUGAAUACAUUCUAGACCAACGUUAGAGACAAUCGGCUUUAGAACUGUGACCUAGUUUUAAAAUGGUAAAGUGAUUAAAUCACAGUAAUACAAACGUUUUUUUAUUCUGGUA